Lolium rigidum is the source of this 1432-nucleotide messenger RNA. Its product is annotated as jasmonate-induced oxygenase 3-like. The transcript has 4 exons. NCBI's taxonomy places the organism in Eukaryota, Viridiplantae, Streptophyta, Magnoliopsida, Poales, Poaceae. The record is from RefSeq and is a predicted model, not a curated record. Bases 129 to 1271 code for a protein of 380 amino acids.
CAGCUGAACACAGAGAAACACCUUAACUAGAUCAGCUCGAUCAGCUUCCAGCUUCCUCUCCUAGCUAGCUCGCUCGCUCUUAUCGCCGGUGAACUGUCCCCCGGCCCCGGUACUAAGCUGCGCAGGGCAUGGCAAUGGCGGACUGCAUGCAGGAGUGGCCGGAGCCCGUGGUGCGCGUGCAGGCGGUGGCCGAGAGCGGUCUGGCCGCCAUCCCCGACUGCUACGUCAAGCCGCCGCGCGACCGCCCAGCGGCGCAGCACCUGGCUACCGCCGCUUCUGCAGAUGGCGACGUCCUCCAUGAGCCUCUGGACACCAGCAUUCCGGUGAUCGACCUUGGCGAGCUCGUCGCGGCGACAGCCGACGAGGGCCGCAUGCGCCAGAUCAUGGAGGCCGUGGCGGCGGCGUGCCGGGAGUGGGGGUUCUUCCAGGUGGUGAACCACGGGGUGGCGCCGGAGCUGAUGCACGCGGCGCGGGAGGCGUGGCGCGGAUUCUUCCGGCUGCCGAUCACGGCGAAGCAGCAGUACGCCAACCUGCCGCGGACGUACGAGGGGUACGGCAGCCGAGUCGGCGUCCAGAAGGGCGGCCCCCUCGACUGGGGCGACUACUAUUUCCUCCACCUCGCGCCGGACGCCGGCAAGAGCCCGGACAAGUACUGGCCCACCAAUCCCGCCAUCUGCAAGGAUGUGUCGGAGGAGUACGGUCGUGAGGUGAUCCGGUUGUGCGAGCUGCUGAUGAAGGUGAUGUCGGCGAGCCUGGGCCUAGAGGCGACGAGGUUCCAGGAGGCGUUCGGCGGAUCAGAGUGCGGCGUGUGCCUUCGCGCCAACUACUACCCGCGGUGCCCGCAGCCGGAUCUGACGCUGGGCCUGUCGGCGCACUCUGACCCGGGCGUCCUCACCGUGCUCCUCGCUGACGAGCACGUCCGCGGCCUCCAGGUCCGCCGCGCCGAUGGCGAGUGGGUCACCGUGCAGCCCGCACGGCACGACGCCUUCAUCGUCAACGUCGGCGACCAGAUCCAGAUACUGAGCAACUCCAUGUACAAGAGCGUGGAGCACCGGGUGAUGGUGAACGCCAAGGAGGAGCGCAUCUCCCUGGCGCUCUUCUACAACCCGCGAGGCGACGUCCCGAUCGCGCCGGCGCCGGAGACGGUGACGCCGGAGCGGCCGGCGCUCUACCCGUCCAUGACCUUCGACGAGUACAGGGCCUACAUCAGGAAGUACGGCCCCAGGGGCAAGGCGCAGGUCGAGGGUGCCAAGCAGGGACAAGGUAGCUAGUUAGCUGGAUCCUUGGAGCUAGUAUCUGAUCCAUGGGAAUAAUUAAGCCGUCCAGGUUGUACCGGCCAAUCUAUGGAUUCCUGCAUGCAUGUACGUGUGGCUAAUGUAGCACAAGCUCGCCCUUGUACCCGAACUGCAUAUAUGCUAAUUGUAUUGGCAUC